Macrobrachium nipponense is the source of this 1570-nucleotide messenger RNA. RefSeq lists its product as uncharacterized. Bases 550 to 1437 code for a protein of 295 amino acids. The record is from RefSeq and is a predicted model, not a curated record. Lineage: Eukaryota; Metazoa; Arthropoda; Malacostraca; Decapoda; Palaemonidae. The transcript is spliced from 7 exons.
AACGCACUUCCUUUUUUUUUUCGUCAGGUUUCAGUGCGAUUGAUUUAAUUAGUAACGCUAUAUAUCACAUAAAUAAGACAUAACUGCAUUGCUAGUUACCGUACAGAAGGGAAACAAAUAAUGCAGUACUAUCGAACAACCAUUGUGUAUGUAUGAAUGCAUGCCCAGCCACAAACAAAAGACAAGAAAAAGUUAAUUUAGUCCUGAACCUUCAUUCUUUGAACGUCGCGAUUCCGGACAAAACAUUCCGUGGCCAUGUAUCUAUAAGAUUUUAAAUAAAGUAACGCUAUUAUUUUGCACCGUUACCUUUGACACUACCCUAUUCUGUUUGCGGUUGCUUUCGUUCUGUUAGUGUUUUUCGCUCAAAACUGACUGUUACAUUUAAGACACAUUGUGAUCCCAACCGCAGUUUACUGAAUCAGGCCUAAUUUUACUGAAAUCAUGCUUACUCUUCACUCGGUCAUUUAAGUGCUUACCGCUUGUUGUUGUUCUAAGCUGCCACCGGUUUCUUGUCAGUUUCACUCUGGACAAGAGAGUCAUAAACAAAAAAUGAAGCUCUUCUCUUUGCAUGUAUAUUUUCUGCUAACGAGUUCAACAAUGGUGACUAAUGUGUGUUUAGCAAUCUGCGGAUGUAAUGAUACAGGUCAAGUGUACAUUCAGUAUAAGCCUCCAGCCACCGGAUGGUUUAAGCUCAUGUCCGGACGCCCUUGUUUUCGUCGCGAGUUAUCUAUGAAGAUAAACAACGCUGUAUUCGAAUACACCCUUUGUUACACGAGACAUUGGAUGCUUUACGAGAGAUCCUCACGGGACAACUCCACAACAACAAUUCAGAAAUUUAGCAGAAAAGGAAAUAAGCUCAAGAUCAUCUGCCCACCAACCGACUGUAGGCGUUCAACAGUUAUAGUUAGCGGACCUGAGUACCUCUCAGGUACAUACUAUCCAGUGCAUGAUGGCAAGGUAUUGACAGAAGAAAUCAACAUCACACAAUGGGGAAUGAUUGGUCCUACAACAACAUUCAUCAAUAUGACAGCAAAAAGGACACCAAUAUCACCUUCACCAGUAAUGACACUGUCAGAGCUUUCUACAUGUCUGCAAAAUCGUAGGGCCAUUUCCGGAGUGAAAGAUGAUGUUUUCAACAGAACAAAAUCAGUCGUUUAUGUCCGAAAAGACAGCAAUUUCAAUUUGACAAAAACACCAGAAGGAGACUUUUGGUGGAUAAUUUAUGUUGUUGAAAAACAAUUACUGGAUGAAUACCACAAGAGCAAAUGCAUUAACGUGUACACAGCUUCAGAGGACUUGGUAUAUGCCAUCAGCAACCAAGGAGCUGCUUGUGUGUAUGAUCUGCCUGGUGAAACUUGGUUGGAAAUCUCAGACAGUGAAUAUAAAACUCAUACUAUGAAUGUUCUGUAUAGUGAGCAUAAUAUGUUCAAUGGAUAACAUCAGCAACAUGGCCAUGCUUUUUAAUUGGAACAUUGUAAGUUUCAUAUUUUAUCUUUAUUGAAAAUAUAUUUUUCCAUUCGGCUGUUUUUAUAUUGGGCAAAUUAAUAUAAUAUACACAUCGUGUAACUUG